Vombatus ursinus (common wombat) is the source of this 2285-nucleotide messenger RNA. RefSeq names its product Kruppel like factor 7 (gene KLF7). Lineage: Eukaryota; Metazoa; Chordata; Mammalia; Diprotodontia; Vombatidae. The record is from RefSeq and is a predicted model, not a curated record. The transcript is spliced from 4 exons. Gene Ontology annotation, molecular function: RNA polymerase II cis-regulatory region sequence-specific DNA binding; DNA-binding transcription factor activity, RNA polymerase II-specific. Gene Ontology annotation, biological process: regulation of transcription by RNA polymerase II. Bases 129 to 1037 code for a protein of 302 amino acids.
AAAAGGGACCCUGGAUUUAUGCCUUUUUUGGGGGGUGAGACAAACAAACAAAUAGACAAACAAACAAACAAAACUGUGGAAGGGGGAGGGUUUCUCCUCCUGCUUUGCCCAGCAGCAGCAGCAGCAGCAUGGACGUGUUGGCUAGUUAUAGUAUAUUCCAGGAGCUGCAACUUGUCCACGACACCGGCUACUUCUCAGCUUUGCCAUCCCUGGAGGAGAACUGGCAGCAGACAUGCCUCGAAUUGGAACGCUACUUGCAGACAGAGCCCAGGAGGAUCUCAGAGACUUUUGGUGAGGACUUGGACUGUUUCCUUCAUGCCACUCCUCACCCGAGCAUUGAGGAAAGCUUCCGGCGCCUAGAUCCCCUCCUGCUCCCCAUGGAAGCAUCCACGUGUGAAAAAAGCUCUGCGGUGGACAUUCUGCUCUCCCGGGACAAGUUGCUGUCUGAGACCUGCCUCAGCUUGCAGCCUCCAAGUUCCUCCUUAGAUAGCUACACAGCAGUCAACCAGGCCCAGCUCAAUGCAGUGACCUCAUUAACGCCUCCUUCCUCCCCCGAGCUCAGCCGCCAUUUGGUUAAAACCUCACAGACUCUCUCAGCUGUAGAUGGCACGGUGACAUUGAAACUGGUGGCCAAGAAGGCCUCGCUUAGCUCAGUAAAGGUGGGAGGGGUGGCAGCCGCAGCCGCAGUGGCAUCAGCUGGGGCCAUAAAGAGCGGACAGAGUGACAGUGAACAAGGAGGGAUAGGGGCUGACGCAUCCCCUGAAAACAAGAAGAGGGUUCACCGUUGUCAGUUUAACGGGUGCCGGAAGGUUUAUACAAAAAGCUCCCACUUAAAGGCCCACCAGAGGACUCACACAGGUAGUGAGAAGCCUUAUAAGUGUUCGUGGGAAGGGUGUGAGUGGCGUUUUGCACGAAGUGACGAGCUUACGAGGCAUUACAGGAAACACACGGGUGCAAAGCCCUUUAAAUGCAACCACUGCGACAGGUGUUUUUCCAGGUCUGACCACCUUGCCCUCCAUAUGAAGAGACAUAUCUAAAUAACCUAAUGACCAGAGGAACUCCAUGGCACCGGCUAUUGUCUAAAGGAAGAAUCUUUAGACAGGGGGCUGGAAUUUGGUCAGAACUUUGCUGCCUUGCAGAAGAGAAAAAGAGAGAGUUCUCAGAUAUAAACCUCUGUGUACACACGUGCGCGCACACACACACACACACACACAUGCACACACGCACACGCAGUCAUGCGCUCAACUAUACUCAAGAUAUCUACGUCUGUUCUUUAUGCCUUGCCCUAGCCAGAUGGUAGAAGAUGAUGAAGAAUCCCGGUGAACUCUCAGCAAGGCAGAAAGGCUGCCUACUUCAGCGCUAUCAGAAUUGCAUCCCGCUGUUGGCAAUGGAAUUCAAAGAAAAUGGAUGUGACUUCUCUGCAGGUGGACGGCAGCAGUAAGAGGGACUUAUUUAACUUGCUUCUCAAUGCAACUUGAUAGGAGAAUACAUCAUCUUAAAGUUGCAUACUUGUAGCACUAACUUGUCUUCUUUUUAAAUGGUUGGGGGAAAAAAUGACCUAGAAAACCAAAUCCCAGUUUGGUAGCCAAAAUUAACCUCUUGGUUCAUUUGUCCUUUGUGUCAGAAAAAUCCCAAUAUUCAAAGCGUCAGACUUCCUCACAGACCUUUUGAUCUGUUUUGGUUCUUCAUAGGACUGAGCUAUUGAGAUCUUUUCAAGUCCGUACCAAUGGCCUUAAUGGCAGUAGACUGUGGAAUGACACCUUACACUUUCUGGCCUGCGUUCGUGUAGACUUCGUGAAGGAGGAAUUUUCUUUUCUUACUUUUUGCACACCAUAUGCACUAGGGAUUCUGGAAACUUCUAGCAUGACUACAAAGUGGCCAAGAGAAUAAAACCCUUGAAAAAAAAAUCACAGUGUAUACCUUUGGCCUCACCUUAUUGCCAUAGCUAGAUUUUUUCUUUUUAAUCUCUCUGAUUUUGCUAAUGAAAACUUGAAAAGCUUAUUUGGAAGCUUAAAUGUUUUAUCUUUUCUCCAUGGACUAAAACCUCUAGAACUAUCUCAUCACCUGGAUGCCCGAAUCUCGGAGUGGCCAAUCAGAUGUGACAUCACACUUCUUAUAUCCUCCUUGGGGGCGUGCUGGCCUCAGCCCAUGGUGAUCAACAAAUUGUGUUGUGUGUUAUUAUUGCGACCCUACUAACCAGUUACAGCAUAGAUGUCUCUAGCCUCAACAGGCAUCUGUGUCUUUAACCUAACUUUGGGUUAUGACCUGACAAAAAAAAAAAAAAA